AGGUGGCAUGGUAAGUUAUUGAAGGUGGGUUGUGUUGUAGAGUGUUGUUGUAGAGUGAGGUAAUAAUCUUACCAACUCUGCUUCCAAAGCACCACCACCAGACUCUCACUAGUCUGUUGAAAUACAGUAAAGUGUGAACUCUGACUGAAGCUUGUUCCACACUCCUGUGAGUCUCCUUGUAGAUUUUGUGUAGUUCUUCUGGAAUUUGUACCCGCUCAUGAGAAGUUGUCCACAUGAGCUGGAAAGCUCUCUGGCUCUGAAAGUGAGAUGAGCACCACAUGCCAUAGUCGAACUCGGCUGGACUUAACUGUCCAGGGGUCGUUUACCUUCUACCUGUACAGUAUAUAAACCCUGAAUGUCAGGCAACAGCUGACCUGAGCCAUGUAGGGGGUGGGGGAAGUGGACCCCCCUUUUCAGGGAUCCCUCUGAAGUAUAAUGUGAUGUUUUGAUGCAACACAUAAUAUGAGUGGUGUUUUAUUGUUUAUUGUUUAUGUUUACUUGUUUAGUACACCGUUUGCUUAAUUGUUCCAUAUAAUUUGUUCAAAAACAUUGGUUUUUUCAUGUAAAUUAUCAACAUGUUUCAUCUUAAAUAAAUAAAUAUUGCAUAAAAUAAUAGUAUGCAACUAUUAUUGCUCUACAUAAAAUCUAAAAUUUAUGUUUAUUAGUUCACAAUUUAACAUACUGAGAGUAAAUGAGUCAAAUUCCUAUGUUUUCAUCACUCGUAGUGAGGCAAAAUUUCAAUCUGUAGGAGCAGGGUCUAAAUAUUAACCGAUUUGUCCCAAAUUUGAAAUUAGACUAUGUUUAUACCAUACGCCUGAUAUAAGAUCAAGGGAGGAAACAUUUUCCAAAAAAAGUUUUUUAUGACCCACCCUAAUGCCUAUACUUUGGAACUCCCUGCCUCUUGACAGCAGGUGGUCACCUUCCCUGUACUCUCUUCGCUGGUCACCCAAAACAUUUUAUCCUGUCCAGAUGUUUAGAGAGCUGGUGCAAGUUUUGCUCUGCUUUCAGCCGGUUGCUAUUUUAGCUGCUUGAGGUCUUACAUUAUUCUUGUUAAUUCUUCUUGGAAACAAUGCCUUAUGAGGAACGGCUUAGGGAGAUGGGUAUGUUUAGCCUGGAGAAGAGAAGGUUAAGGGGUGAUAUGAUAGCCAUGUUCAAAUAUAUAAAAGGAUGUAAUAUAGAGGAGGGUGAAAGGUUGUUUUCUGCUGCUCCAGAGAAUUGGACACGGAGCAAUGGAUUCAAACUACAAGAAAGAAGAUUCCACCUAAACAUUAGGAAGAACUUCCUGACAGAGCUGUUCGGCAGUGGAAUUUGCUGCCAAGAAGUGUGGUGGAGUCUCCUUCUUUGGAGGUAUUUAAGCGGAGGCUUGACAGGCAUAUGUCAAGAAUGCUUUGAUGGUGUUUCCUGCUUGGCAGGGGGUUGCGACUGGGCUCUGACUCCCAGCAUUGCCCCCGAUCCUGGAGGGUGCUGGCUGCAGGGGCUGAUGGGAGCUGGAGCCCAGCGACACCUGCAAGGGUGGCCCUGGGUGCUCACCAUCCCUCGCUCAGGUGGGCCUCCUACGUUUCUGACCCAGCAAGGCAGCAGCCUACAGCAAUGUUGCAGGUCUUUUGGGGGGACGGAGAGCCUUGGCUGUUGUGCUAUGCAAAGAAAUGGGCUUGGUUUGAACUUAAGAAGAGCUUGCUGGACCAGGCCAGCGUCCUUCUCUCACAGAGGCCAACCAGAUGUUAGUGAGAUGCCCACAAACAGGAUCCAAACACAAGAGCCCUCUCCCUUCCUGCAGUUUUCCGCAACUGGUCUUCGGAAGCAUUGCCCCUUCCGACUGUGGAGGCAGAGCAGACCCAAGGUUACCAGUAGCCACUGAGAAGCCUUACCCUCCACAAAUCUGCCCACUGCUCUUCUAAAGCUGUCCGAGUUGGUGGCCGCUUCUGCCUCCAGUAGGAAGGAAUUCCACAGUUUACCUAUGUCUUGGCGCCUCCCUUGGGAAGCAGCAGUUGUGUGUCCUGCCCGGGGCCCGAGUGGCAUUCAAAGGUUCAGCAAUUUGUUGCUUUCUCAGUAAACAGUUUAUUGCCUUUGUAAUUACUGUGAUUAAGCGCCUACCCGGCGGUGGCAGGCUGCUUUUUCUGGUGUGGCAAGCGAGUUCCCUGCCACAACGAAGGGUGGGUUGCUUUCUGCCCCCCCCCCCCAUUCCACUGCCUCCUACUUUUUCCCAGAUCCUGGCAUGCCCUCCUGGUGGUUGUGUUAUUGUGGGUGAGGAGUUGUUUAAGAUUGGGUGGCUGUCUGUAGGCAAUGAAAGGUCUUCCUCCCAGAGCUUGAAAAAGAGAGCUGUCAUUGUCUAGGAGAGGUUUUUACUGUUUUAACUUGGGAGCUGUAUGUGAUUACUAGUGUUCUGUUAUUUUCUUUUUUGGGUCUGUCUUGCAGCAAGUUCUCGCUGGGUAUCAGUCUGGCUCUGUUGAUCUGUUGUUUAACUUCAUCAGGUGGAUAUUUUAGUUCUAAAAAGGUUUGCUGUAGAUCUCUUGGGUGACAGUCUCUGUCUGUAGAGUUGGAACAGAUGCGGUUGUAACGUAGGGCCUGGCUAUAUACAAUGGAUUGUUUGGUAUGUUUGGGAUGGUAGCUAGAAGCAUGUAGAUAUGUUUGUCGGUCAGUUGGUUUUCGGUAUAAGGUGGUUGGUGUCUAUACACCCAUCCUGUAUUUUUACAGUAGUGUCCCAAAAACGUAUUUCUUGCAUAGAUUGGUUCAUUUGUUAGGUUGAUUGUGGGGUGAAAGUCAUUGAAUGUCUGGUGGAAGGUUUCCAGGGUCUGUUGACCAUGUGUCCAGAUAAUAAAAAUAUUGUCAAUGUAUCGCAGGUACAAGAGAGGUUUGAGUGGGUGGGAGUUUAGGAAACGUUCUAAAUCUGCCAUGAAGAUGUUGGCAUACUGUGGGACCAUGUGGGUGCCCAUGGCUAUGCCGCUGAUCUGGAGGAACAGGUCCUCACCAAAUUUGAAGUGGUUGUGGGUAAGGACAAAAUGGCAGAGUUUGGUAGCAAAGUCCUCUGUGAUUUUAUCUGAAAUGGUGUUCCUUAUGGCUUGUAAACCAUGUGUAAAUCGCAGGCUUGUAUGUGUGGAGUGUGUUUUACUUUGAGGGGUGGUUUGGGGACCUCGGCACACAAUAAAUGGGCAACAAAAAUAGUUUGUUUAUGUUUCCUGUUUUCUUUCCCCAAGCAGAGAUAAUAUGUAAGUGUGGUGUCAGCUCUCUAAAAAGGUCAACAACUUUGGGAAAGGGGGGAGGGGCGCCGGAGGGAUCUUCGCACCACGGCGCCGGAUAUGCUUAAGACGGCCCUGGGACUACCCUUUAGGGUUGUCGUAAAUUACUGUUCCAACCCCGGUUUUUUUGCCCGUGACGGCGGCAAGGCACUGGAGCUAACUUUGGCAAGGCGAGGGGCCGCCCUUGUGGCAAGUGCUUGUCGGUGACCGGGCAGCGAAGAGCCCCGGAGGGCAGCUUUGGCGCUUAUUUGCUCCGAGGAUCGAGGCAGGCGCAGCCAUGGGCAGGGUCUCCGGGGAGCCGGCGGCAGCUUUAUAAGCCGGCGCCCUUCGUGGGGAUGGCCUUGUCUGGCGCCACCAUGCCUCCUGUCACCACCUUCCGCAAGUUGGGCCCCGAGCUCUAAAUUUUGGGAAAGGGAGGGGGCACAGGAGGGAUCUUUGCACCAAGGCGCUGGAUGAGCUUAAGACGGCCCUGCAUGGACUCCCUCUCUUUCUCUCCCCCACCGAAAGAUGCGAAAGGCGCACUCGCCGGAAGGCCGGAGCGCCCCACGGAUUCCUGCCGAGGGAUCCGUCGCGAGGGGAGCCAGACCUGCCUGUGUUCGCCUGGGCUGGGCUGUUAGAACUGGCGCCGCUACCUGACCUGCAUUGAAGGAUCUUGGUGCGAGUCAGGAGGGGGUCUCACCCUCAUAGCGGGAGCCGAAUGAGGGGUACAUCUGCCACUGAGCUGCGCCCCUCCCCCCUCAUGAGCAAAGCCCAAGUUCAAACACCAGCCCCUAUUUUUAAAAGGCACCCGUAAUGACGACACUGGGCUACCUUUUAGGGUUGUCGUAAAUUACUGUUCUAAGCCCCACAAAUCCGGUCUACUUUGCAGGGCUGUUGUAACGGGGACACCCCACGCCACGGCCCUGCCUCCCCCACGUUGUGUAAGGGGUGUGAAAAUGAACGGACUCCCCCCUCUCCCGGCAAGGGAUUAAAAGAGGGAAUGUAAACUGUGCCACCUUCGUGCCCCGGAGGUUGGGGGGGGGCGCGUCUCUUUCCCUGCCAGCUCCGGGGAUCGAACCUAGGACCUUCUCAGCAAAAAAAAAAAAAACAGCAUAACGGAGCUUGUUUUGAAUGAGAAUUUGUGCGUUCUGGGAGGGAGGGGUCAUUCAUUCCUCCUCAUGGGUCAGUGAGCUCGGCUUCCUAGAGAGGCAGGAAGGUUGGGAAGGGGGAGGGGGGAAUAAAGGUUGGAGGGGGAGGGGCGCCAUCCACAUUCCCGAAAGAGGAGCAGGUCUGCAGAGGAGGAGGGGAAAAAGAAAACAAUUUCUCUCUCCCCCACCCCCGUCGAAAAAGGACAAUGGAGAAGGCAGUCAAAAUUAUGGUGGGCCUUGUCCAAUGGGAAUAACAAAGAAAUCGUUUAAAUACAUGGAGUGUGAAAAGAGAGAGGAUAAACAAUUUGAAAGCAUGGAGUGUGGAAAGAGCUUCACUGACAGUGGAAAACUUAAAAUUCAUCAACAGACUCACACGGGGGAGAAACCAUUUCAAUGUAUGGAGUGUGAAAAGAGCUUCAGUCAGAGUGCACACCUUAGAAUUCAUCAACGGACUCACACGGGGGAGAAACCAUUUAAGUGCAUGGAAUGUGGAAAGAGCUUCAGUCAGAGUGCACACCUUAGAAAUCAUCAACGGACUCACACGGGGGAGAAACCAUUUAAAUGCAUGGAAUGUGGAAAGAGCUUCUCUGAUAGUGGAACACUUAGAAUUCAUCAACGGAGUCACACGGAGGAGAAACCAUUUCAAUGCAUGGACUGUGGAAAGAGCUUCAGUCAGAGUGGACACCUUAAAAUUCAUCAACGGACUCACACAGGGGAGAAACCAUUUAAGUGCAUGGAAUGUGGAAAGAGCUUCAGUCAGAGUGGAGACCUUAGAAAACAUCACCGGACUCACAUGGGGGAGAAACCAUUUAAGUGCAUGGACUGUGGAAAGAGCUUCAGUGGGAGUGGAAACCUUAGAAAACAUCAACGGACUCACACGGGAGAGAAACCAUUUAAAUGCAUGGAAUGUGGAAAGUGCUUCAGUGGGAGUGGAAGCCUGAAUUUACAUCAUCAGACUCACAUGGGGAAGAAACCAUUUAAAUGCAUGGAAUGUGGAAAGAGCUUCACUGAUAGUGGAACACUUAGAAUUCAUCAACAGAGUCACACAGGGGAGAAACCAUUUCAAUGCAUGGACUGUGGAAAGAGCUUCAGUCAGAGUGGACACCUUAAAAUUCAUCAACGGACUCACACAGGGGAGAAACCAUUUAAGUGCAUGGAAUGUGGAAAGAGCUUCAGUGGGAGUGGAAACCUUAGAAAACAUCAACGGACUCACACGGGAGAGAAACCAUUUAAAUGCAUGGAAUGUGGAAAGUGCUUCAGUGGGAGUGGAAGCCUGAAUUUACAUCAUCAGACUCACACGGGGAAGAAACCAUUUAAAUGUAUGGAGUGUGGAAAGAGCUUCAGUGGUAGUGGACACCUUAGAAGCCAUCAACGGACUCACAUGGGGGAGAAACCAUUUAAGUGCAUGGAAUGUGGAAAGAGCUUCAGUGGUAGUGGACACCUUAGAAGCCAUCAACGGACUCACACGGGAGAGAAACCAUUUCAAUGCAUCGAGUGUGGAAAGAGCUUCAGUGAGAGUGGACACCUUAGAAUUCAUCAACGGAGUCACACGGGGGAGAAACCAUUUAAGUGCAUGGAAUGUGGAAAGAGCUUCAGGAGGAGUGGACACCUGAAUUUACACCACCAGACUCACACGGGGGAGAAACCAUUUCAAUGCAACGAGUGUGGAAAGAGCUUCAGUCAGAGUGGACACCUUAGAAUUCAUCAACGGACUCACACGGGGGAGAAACCAUAUAAAUGCACAGAGUGUGGAAAGAGCUUCAGUCAGAGUGGAACACUUCGAUUUCAUCAACGUACUCACACGGGGGAGAAACCAUAUAAUUCCAAGGAAGCGGACAGAGGUUCAGUUGAAGUGGAAGUCUUACAAACCAUCAAAAGACUCAUGAGAAUUUGUGCGUUCUGGGAGGGAGGGGUCAUUCAUUCCUCCUCAUGGGUCAGUGAGCUCGGCUUCCUAGAGAGGCAGGAAGGUUGGGAAGGGGGAGGGGGGAAUAAAGGUUGGAGGGGGAGGGGCGCCAUCCACAUUCCCGAAAGAGGAGCAGGUCUGCAGAGGAGGAGGGGAAAAAGAAAACAAUUUCUCUCUCCCCCACCCCCGUCGAAAAAGGACAAUGGAGAAGGCAGUCAAAAUUAUGGUGGGCCUUGUCCAAUGGGAAUAACAAAGAAAUCGUUUAAAUACAUGGAGUGUGGAAAGAGCUUCACUGACAGUGGAAAACUUAAAAUUCAUCAACAGACUCACACGGGGGAGAAACCAUUUCAAUGUAUGGAGUGUGAAAAGAGCUUCAGUCAGAGUGCACACCUUAGAAUUCAUCAACGGACUCACACGGGGGAGAAACCAUUUAAGUGCAUGGAAUGUGGAAAGAGCUUCAGUCAGAGUGGAGACCUUAGAAAACAUCACCGGACUCACAUGGGGGAGAAACCAUUUAAAUGCAUGGAAUGUGGAAAGAGCUUCACUGAUAGUGGAACACUUAGAAUUCAUCAACGGAGUCACACGGGGGAGAAACCAUUUCAAUGCAUGGACUGUGGAAAGAGCUUCAGUCAGAGUGGACACCUUAAAAUUCAUCAACGGACUCACACAGGGGAGAAACCAUUUAAAUGCAUGGAAUGUGGAAAGUGCUUCAGUGAGAGUGGAAGCCUGAAUUUACAUCAUCAGACUCACACAGGGGAGAAACCAUUUAAGUGCAUGGAAUGUGGAAAGAGCUUCAGUGGGAGUGGAAACCUUAGAAAACAUCAACGGACUCACACGGGAGAGAAACCAUUUCAAUGCAUCGAGUGUGGAAAGAGCUUCAGUGGGAGUGGACACCUUAGAAUUCAUCAACGGAGUCACACGGGGGAGAAACCAUUUAAGUGCAUGGAAUGUGGAAAGAGCUUCAGGAGGAGUGGACACCUGAAUUUACACCACCAGACUCACACGGGGGAGAAACCAUUUCAAUGCAACGAGUGUGGAAAGAGCUUCAGUCAGAGUGGACACCUUAGAAUUCAUCAACGGACUCACACGGGGGAGAAACCAUAUAAAUGCACAGAGUGUGGAAAGAGCUUCAGUCAGAGUGGAACACUUCGAUUUCAUCAACGUACUCACACGGGGGAGAAACCAUAUAAUUCCAAGGAAGCGGACAGAGGUUCAGUUGAAGUGGAAGUCUUACAAACCAUCAAAAGACUCUGAGGGGUAAGAGCUGUAAGAGUGGAAACUCUACAAGCCAUCAAUUAAAGAAGAGAAAUGGUUUAAAUAGAAGGAUUGUAGAUUCUGCUUUGGUUAUUAUGGAACACUUUUUAGAGUGUAGAAUCUGUUUCUCUACGAGUUGACAAUUUCUUUCACAUCAAUAACAGGAAAUCAAUCUUAAAUGCAUGCAUCGUAUGUGAGCUGUUGUUUGUAUGUAACAUUGUCUACACUUGUUUUUAAAGUAAUGAGGGUAACAUUUCAGAAAAGUAAGCAUAAUAUAAUACUUAAUGUAGUGUUAGAUAGGGAGGGGAGUGUGUGCGUCUGGAGUGUUGCUUCUGAAUGAGGAUUGACUGAGAGUGAGAUGGUUUUGGUGUUUGGUGGAGGGAGUUGGAAAUGUUUGUAUGUGGGAAUGGAGAGUUGCACAAAGUGGAACUGAGAUUGGUGGUGUUGCUUUGGAAGCAGAGUUAGAUUAGCAUAACUCCCACUGUUAUAAUUGCAAUAAUGGAACCAUGAAGACACAGAAUAUUGAAAGCACCUACUUAUAUGCCCAAGGUAACCUUGAAACCCUCAUCUGUUGUUUUGAUAUAUAGAUAUAUUGUGUCAGGAGAUUCAGUUCCACCUUAAGACUUAGGCAUGUUGCUGCUGAUAUAUGUCACAUGUCUAGGUAUAUCCUUUUAUGGACUCUUACUUUCAGUUCUGUUCUGAGUUCUGUUCUGAACUGUUUGAUCUGAUGGAAGAGAGAAAGCAUCGUUCGCUCUCUCUUCAUGCUGUAAUAUAGCUGUAAAUAAACCACUUUAAAAUGCCUCUCUGCUGCUGCCUUAUCAUCUCCGCUGCAACCGCUGAAACUGCGUGGGCAUCUCUGCUGAUUGCGUGCUCAGGUUGCUGAGACCCUGAGUCGUGUUUGUGUUCCAUGGGAAUCACCGGGACUGAGACGAAGAGGGAGCUGCCGGCUGGACCUCCCAAUGGUGAAAUCCCAUCAAAAGGGUUCCGGGCCCAGAAGUACAAGGGUCGUCAAGCCCAGAGGAGAUGGUUGGUGGUCUCUGGACCAGUCAGUUAUGGAUCCAGGAGCAGGCAGUGUGUUCCGAAUGCGGCUUUGAUCAGUGCUGAAAACAUCGGAGCAUUUGAGAGGUAUGUGUGGAGAGCGAAGGCAGCAAAAUGUUUAUUCAGCAAGCUGCUGGCUGCUGCCGGAGAAAGCUUUGAAACAGUCGUAAACCUGUCCCAGUGAUUAAUUGACUGUGAGAUAGAGCUGGAGCGGAGGCAUUUUUCCAAAGUGAUUGCCUGUAACGGGUGGCUGGAAAAAUGGAGAAUAUGCUUGGAAGCUCUAACCAGAUAAUUCUUCUGGAUGGGACUAAUUAUCAUACAUGGAAAAUAUAUGUAGAAGGCAAGUUAAGACUUGCAAAGCUCUGGCAUGUGAUUGAUGAGAACCCCCCCCCCCGUGCCAGUGACGAAUGCUUGGGCUCAAUGUGACUCACAAGCUCGCGGUUUGAUUAUUGGAUGUGUCUCAGCUACAGAAUUAAUUACCCUUGCUAACAGAGCGUCUGCGAGACAAAUGUGGGAGGGACUACGUGAAGCUCAUGAACGCAAACAGGCAGGGUCAGUUCUAUUGUUUUUUCGGACUCUGCACAACAUGAAACUCCAGCCGGGAGGUGAUUUACGUGCCCACAUUCUUGAAAUGCAGCGGCUGAGGGAGGAACUGGUGAAUCGUGAAUUUGUUUUGCCAGAAGCUGUGUUUGCAGUGUUGAUUCUGGACUCUUUAGACCACAGCUUUGAUGCCAUUGCUAGCCAGUUAGCAGCCCUCCCCACAAGAGAUUUAACAGCAGCUAGAGUAAUUGCUGUAUUGCAAAAUGAGUGGGAUCGGAGGAGAGCAGAGGGCGCCAGUUGCAAAUCACAGGAGCCAGCUGCUACGUGCCAAUCUCAAGCUGAUAACGCUAGAGCCUUCACGAUCAAAUGCUAUGGUUGCGGAGGUCAGGGUCACGUAAAGCGAAACUGCAGAAAGAAGCAAGAUAAGCAAAGACCAAUAGCUGCUGCAAAUUUCAAAGGCAAGCAAGGAAAGGGGGGUGGCAGCGGUGGAAAGCAGCCAAGUGGACAGCGUAAAGCUAUGCUGGCUAAGAUAACAGCAACUUCAAAGGCUAAUAACUUAUUUGUUGUUGAUUCUGGUGCGACUCAUCACAUCUGCCGAGACCGACAUCUUUUUGUUUCAUUUCAAGCCUAUAAGGGGAAGAUUUUACAGGCAGGUGGAUCAUCUUUGGACAUUCAAGGAACUGGGACAAUUGUGUUAGAAUCUCUAAACCUAGAGAUUGCUGAUGUGCUUUAUGUGCCAAAAGCAAAGGAUAAUUUACUUUCAGUUCCACAGCUGGACAGAAAGGGUUUUCACAUCUCUUUCAGGAAUGGCAUUGCCAUUAUCACUAAGAACAAUGAAGAAUACGUACGUGCUGAAAAGGUUGAUGAACUGUUUUUGAUGACUUUUGAUGAUGUAAAAGUGUCUGAGGGUGAACCUGAUGAAAAUGUUGCUUAUGUUGCUAACACAACUAAUAGGCCUCUUCAUGCAGGUUGUAUUCACGAAUACCAUCGCAUUUUUGGACACUUAGGCUGGCAAGCAGUGUCCAAGAUGCCCAAGGUUGUGCAGGGCUUGAAGCUUAAACCCUGCAAGUAUCAUAUGAAGUGUGUUUCCUGUGCACAACAUAAGGUGAAAGUUGCACCCAAAGGGAAAGUGUCUGGGAGGAAGGCAACCCAGCCUUAUCAGGUGGUCCAUGCAGACCUGGUAGGUCCACUAUCACCAUCUGUGAGUGGAUCUAGGUAUUUUAUGAUCCUAAUAGACUCCUACACCAGAUAUGUUCACGUGUUUGUGCUAAAACAGAAAUCAGAAGCCUUUUUAAAGUUCAAAGGUUUCUGUGCAUGGCUUGAAAAUGCCAGGGGCCAAAAGAUAAAGUGCCUAUUCAGUGACAAUGGAGGGGAGUUCACUUCUCAUGAAUUUAAAGCUUUUCUGUCUGAGAAGGGAAUUCAACACGAUCUGGCAUGCCCCAGAAGUCCUUGGGAAAAUGGUCUGUGUGAAAGGGCAGGACAAACCUUACAGCAGGGACUUAAAACCUUGCUGCAUGAUGCCAAUUUGCCACAACAGUAUUGGGCCGAAGCACUAUCUAAUUUUGUAUACACUCUUAAUCGCAGGUGGCAUUCAGCGAUUGAGUGUACCCCUUAUGAGAAGAUGUUUGGCAAACAGCCUUACAUCAAACACAUGAGGAUCUUUGGAUCUGACAUGUGGGUAAACACCCCACAAAGUGGUAAGCUGGGGACACGAGGUGAACCUGGUAUAUUCUUGGGAUACGAAAAUGGAGCGUACAGAGUGUUAAUGAAAAACACUCAAACUGUAAGAAUCACCAAGAGUGUCCAGUGCAA
This is a messenger RNA of Zootoca vivipara (common lizard), 10910 nucleotides long. The record is from RefSeq and is a predicted model, not a curated record. NCBI's taxonomy places the organism in Eukaryota, Metazoa, Chordata, Lepidosauria, Squamata, Lacertidae.